CCCCGGGAUCUACGCCUAUGCAUUUGAAAGUCCGUGCUACCCAUUUGUAAGACUGUGCUACACAUUUACAAGACUGCGCUACCCAUUUGAAAAACUCCGCUAAAAAAUAGAUUCCUGUUUCUGCGCCUAGGGGGUUUAGUUGUUAUAGUGAUAGACAGGGGGCUCAGGAGAAUCAUGAGAACCCAUCUCAUAAAGUGCACUUACUCAAAAUCGAUGGGAAGUCAAGCCGUCAUCUAUGUGAAAUUAGUCGAAAUACAGGGCUCAAUUUCGUAGAUAAUAAAUAUGAACCAAUAUAAAUCAUAAUUUUAGGACAUAUCGAUAUUUAUUAGGCCUAUCCUUUUAAAUUUCGGAUGACCUAAGGUAAGACUACCAAAUCCAAAAAUACAACGGUCACCCGGGUGCACCCCCUUGGAUACAUUUCUAAUCAUCCCGGGAGAUUCUGAAAUAAACACAAUUUAUCAUAUUUUUCGAUGUUUCCUCUGUUAUUAUUCUGUGUAUGGAGACCCAUUCGAUAGUUUGUCAUGAUUUACUGUACCCGUAGUUCGCUUUUGGGAAUCCUGUCUGUGUUGUUUUUACUUUUACCGAGUUGUUUAUGUCAUAUUGGAGACGAAAUAAAUGGAAUGAAAUAUAAUGAAGUCCAACUAACAAAACUUAUAUAUUUUUAAAUGAAAAUCUAAAAUCCCGACUCAUCAUUUCCAUUGUUUUUACCAUCGUAAUAUGUUUUUACUCAAGUCAGUCUUCACUCUUGAUACAACCGCUGAGCAUAUUUCCAGAAUGAUAAUCGGCAUUACAAGUUAAUUCAUCUGUAUUACUUUUCUUUGAAUAACCGAAUGGGCCGAUUCGCGUAAAAUGUCCACAUAGGUUUCGGUAUACUGUACAAAAUACAAUGCCACACUGCGUACAAGAAAGUUAUCUUGGCCUGGUUACGUAACACCUAACUAAUCCUUCUAAUUGGUCACAGUAUUGCCAGGGAGUGUAGCGGAAGAUAUAAAAUAGUGUAGCAUUUUAGGCGUUCACAUUACAUCAGAAGUAUCAUGAUGUUAUAACUGAAUUAAACCAUUCAGGAUAGACAAGGCAAAAAUAUUUCGGAGCAACAAUUUUAUAAUUUCAGUAUGAAAAACAUUCAGCGGAUUGCUCGAAAAGAUGUAUCGAGGGACGAGACAAUUAGGAUGGCCUUAUGAUAUACCUGGACUUGAAAGAGAUGGGCAUCAUUAUGUAAUAGUAGCUGAUUCCAUGAAAUUUCUGGGCAUGUAUGCCGGGCUAAAGAAUAAGGGAUGGACAAGGUUUGAUAAAUUUGUAAAUGAAAACGGAAUGGUAGUUCGUCACAAUAUACAACCAAACCAAGCAGCACGUCGCACCCAUUUGAGUUUAUCGUACUUUGUAGUUUUACUUUUGAGUGGUGGGCAUCUACAGGACAAAGAAGACGCUAUCCUAAACUAUAAUGACGACAUCGAUGAAUAUAAAUUGAAAUUAUACACAUUGCGGGAAUUUGUCAGAGAAAGGUGCAUGGCAUCUCUUAUAAACGAACCAAUUGCUGCUGUUAUCAAUGAUGUGGAUGAGCGCGCUAAAAAGGCUAGAAUAUCAACAGGUUCAAUGAUUAGACGCGUUCAACACGACAACAAUCAGCCAAUGCCACAAACAUUGAUGCAGGUCGGAAACAGAAUUUCGCAGCGAAUUUCCGAACAAAGGAAAAAAAUAAAAGAGAUUGCAGCAACCAUACAUGGCGGAGACAAAUCCGACCUACUUGAAGCACUUGCUUGGGAUAUUUCGCGGCCCUCUAAAAACGAUGAAUGGGACGGUACACUAUCUGCCGAAGAUUUAAUAAAUGUACUGAAAAAAGGAAAAUCAUCAAGACAUGCAACAGAAUCCUUGUUUGACGAAAUUGUGAGGGAAAGAUUGCAGUUGUAUCAUGUGGAUGAGCAUGACUUACUGUUUCUUGAAGACACCGCCAAUGUUGUUGAGACAUUUAGAUGGCUAAGAAAGCGCAUUCCUAGAAUUCUGGCCUCGGAAAAGAAAGUUUAUGCUUUGAAAAAAAAAUAUAAGGCAGAAUUUGAAAAGAUUUUAAUGCCAACAUCUCUACCAGGGGGCUUAUACGUAGAUCCGUUUGCUUUACAUGAGGCAUUAAUGCAUGUGUACCACUAUGUGGAUGGCGAAGAGUGGUGGAGACUUUACGGAGACGCACGGAUAAUGGGGAGACGACAGACAACAGUGUUGGGCAUAACAAACGUCAAUAAUGAACAGGGCCUUAAAGGGAAAGGUUUCCACAGCCCAUACGAUUUUUGGAGAAUAGCAAUUUUUUACUUUGGUGAUGAAAGGGCGAACCUCGAAGCCAACUUAAAGAAAGGGGGCAGACGAUACCUAAAUGACUGGGUUAUCAGUAUGCAGGACCAAGGACACAAAGUGUUUGUAUCCUCAGACGCAAAAUUCCAAGAUGCAUUGCUCGGAGGAAAAAUCGGUCCUCUCACUGAUGAUGGUUUCAACAUAUAUAUGGAAACCAAAAAGGAAGACAAUAAACUUUUUGACGAAGUGACCGGACUACGGUCUAAGAUAAGAAAACCUAUACACAGAGACCACAUUGAGCGACUCAUAGACCUACCGGUUGAAAACUUUGGAAUCUGCAUUGACCAUGGAAUAACGAGAAUAGUAGAACAUCAGCUACGACUCGUUAUACAAGAAAUUCAUUCAACCACAUCUCUAGUUCCCGGUAAUACCGGAGUUGCUCUCCGCAGGGUACGACUGCAACACUUAGUCAACAACAUAAAGGCCCGCGGUGUUCACAGAAACAAAGAUGGUGGAUUUCACAUCACGUUCGAAAACGACCAACUAAAACAAAUUUCACUUAACAAGCCAUCAGCACAGCUCAUCGUGUAUCCUGCAACAAGUGACUUUUUUUCCUACGACACUGUACCUUUUCCGGAUAUCUUUGACAACGUCUUACCGGAUACACCGCAUGCGCGACAAUUACCCGAUGAUCUGCGCCGCAUCCUCAACUGGGCUUCUCCAACCAUCUCUGUCAAACAACUUCAGCAACAAAUUUUCUUUCAUCUAGCACACAUGUACAAAAUUUUGAGAAAUGAGCCCAUGACACUGCUUCCUGGUCGAGUGAAUGGAAGUACUUCAGCCGAUGAUUAUUCGUGGGGUCACUUAGCUGAUACAAUUAAUAAGUAUACUGAGCAUGCUGAUAAAUUUCACCGAUUAAUGCUGUUUAAGUAUGGCAAUGUAUUAACCGGAUACGAAAUGAAAUUCAUCGACGUAGUACCACAGCUACUGGAAAGGUAUCCUUUUCACUCUGUCAUGAGGCUUUCGACAGAACAAGGAGAGCGAACGCACUAUAUGGACAUGUGUCGAUUUUAUCAACAUUCGACACGCGGUGGUGGAUCGACCAAACAGGAUCCAAUUUCAAAAUUGUUUGAAUGGCAAUGGCGUAUGGUCCACCAUCGUAUUCGAGAAUGUCCAGUGGAAGUGCGGAAUCGUUUUGAACAGUUCAUCGCAACCAAAAUGCGUCCGCCAGUUGAAGAACUGGAUAAUGAUGGAGAUGCGAGACUAGUGCAUGAGAACACCAUACCAAAGGCCCUGGAAGGAAGAAGCAUCGUCAUAGUAGGAAGACUUUAUAAACAACAUGAAUCAAUAAAGGACCUAAUCCGUGAAAAUGGAGGAAGCGUUUGGUGGAGAGGAUUGCCAAAGGAUAAUAUACCUUUGCCGCAAUUUCUAGUAAUAACAACGCAAGCUGAAUGUGAUAAGGAUCCUCCUAAAGUUGUCACGGUGUUAGCUGAGUGCUUCAGAAGAGGUGUUGAAAUACUAAGUGAUGCACUACUUAGAAGUCUGGAAAAUGGUACAUUUACAUCACUAGAGAACUACAAGCUAGAUCUAAAUAGUCUGAAAAAUGCUCCAUACACAACAAUCCAGUCUGUGGCACCUGAUAACAGUAUUAACAACUACAACAGCAAAGGUCCGAGUGCAUACUGUAUGCUAAAACGAAAAGAACGACAAGACAGACAGCCUUUGCAACUGAUUUGUCAAAAUGCACAAACGAAAAGGAAACACCGAAAAUCAAACCAGGUUAAACGUAAAAGACUGUCAGGACAUAAUUUAUUCACCCGUUCUAGCAUGGCUCAGAUAAUGCAUGACCAGCCAGAACUACACUGCCCUGCUCUGAGAAAAGGCAUUAACUUAUGUGACUCUUGA
Anneissia japonica is the source of this 4185-nucleotide messenger RNA. RefSeq lists its product as uncharacterized. NCBI's taxonomy places the organism in Eukaryota, Metazoa, Echinodermata, Crinoidea, Comatulida, Comatulidae. The transcript is spliced from 7 exons. Bases 1144 to 4185 code for a protein of 1013 amino acids. The record is from RefSeq and is a predicted model, not a curated record.